AUGGCAAGGGCUAAGGCAUGCAUAAAAGAUGAAAUGGCUUUUGUUGCUUCGUUAUUUGCCGAGAGAAAAUCUUUAGAAUCCGUUGAGCUGACAAGUGACGAUGAAGAGUCACAGCCGAAUAGCGAUACAGGAACUGAAAUUCAGAACCAUCACUUCAACAAUGAGAUCGAUAAUACUGUUGAUAUUGCUGCUGCAGAAAAUAUUACAGCCACCGAAAUUCAGAACGAAGAUGACAUUACUGCCAGUAAUAAAUCCUCACAACCACUACUCAGUCAAGCAAAAAAGGCCAAGACAAUAAAGAGAGGUAAAAUUCAACCACCACAAAUAGCAUCCGCUGUAUUAAUGUCGAAAUUGUUAGAAGCGCAAAAUAAAUCUCCACGACAAGACGAUGAAUUAGACCGAUUUUUUUUGCACAUAUCAGAUACAGUAAAGAAGUUUUCUCCUUACUUACGAGCCAUCGCAAAAAACAAAAUAUUCAGUUUAGUUUCCGAAAUGGAGUUACAGCAGCUCGCACCACCUAACUUUGCUACAGCUAUGCCUAUGCUUCAUCUUCUUAAUUAUGCUACGUUAAUUAGAGCGCUUAUUAUUAUUGAAAGCGGAACUUAA
Molecule: messenger RNA, 606 nt
Organism: Pieris macdunnoughi
Lineage: Eukaryota; Metazoa; Arthropoda; Insecta; Lepidoptera; Pieridae
Source: the annotation of a GenBank genome assembly